AUGGCUAAAACUUCCAAGACGGUCCCCAAAAAAGAUAAAGCGUCAACUUCUUCUACCUCUCAGCCGGCAAAACCGGUGGUGCCGCCGACUCUUGAAGAAAUCACCCCCGGCCCUUGCGUGAUUAAGAAGGACUUUAGCCUUGGAGAUGCAUCCGAGAUGAGGCCGGCUCCGCCCGGGGAAAAGACCAAGCCUUCGAUUUCAAAAUCGGGGAAGGACAACAAAAGGAAGAGGGUCUCGAAGCCUGAAGAUCCUCAAGAUAAGAAAACCCCUGCUCGAAAGCUGCGGAAGAGAUUUGCUCAUGCGGACGCAGAUUCGGCCUACGAUUCCCCGGAUGAUGAAGAAAAUGAUGGUGAAGAGUCGGCGUUGGUGCCUCGAACCAGAAAACCAAUCGAGGACGCCAAGCCCUCCGAACUAGAGGCCUCAUCUCGUGGUGAAGGAACCCUAAAGAAAGAUGCGGGCAAGGCCUCCGUGUCCCCAGAGGUUGAGAUCGUUCCUACGCCUUCAACAAAUAUGCUUGAAGGGGCAAAUGCGGAGACCCCCGAAGCUAAUGAGAACGCCCCGAGUGACGAGCUCGGGGCCACGACAGCAGGCCACUCCCUUUCUUUGCCAACUUAUUUCGAGGAUGCAAUAGAAGAAGCUAACGCUCUGCGUAUGCCCGAUCCGAGCAAGGACAUUGUAAAGUUUAGAGCUGAGUUGAGCCAAUGUGAGGCCGAGCUCAAGAAAGUUUCGGGCGAAGAGAAGGCCCUGAGGCUCCCCUGUAACCAAAAGGAGGAGGAGCUUAAGGAUCUUCGGGCUGAAUUGGCCAAAGCCCAGAAAAACGAGGCCGAGCUAGAUGAGCAGCUCGCUGCCGAUAAGGAAGUUGUUACAGCCCAACUGGCCUUGGCUGAAACUCAACUCCGAGGCAUUAAAGCAAAGGGUUUGGCCCAGGUUAAGAAAAUUGAGGAGUUAGAGGCAGAGCUUGCUAGAGCCCGGGCCGAAGCUGAUAAAACGAAGGCCGCGGCUGAUAAAUCCAUUGCCAUAGCCGAGGAAAAGGCACGGGAAACCGAUGCCAGGUUUCUUUUCUCUUCUGAUGAUGAGGAUGUAGCGAGUGGCUCCGGGGACGGGGAAGGUGAAGAAGAUGUUCCCGAGGGAGAGGAGGCUCCCGAAGAUAGAGCUGCUGAAGGUGUAGUUCCUGAGGAUGGCGCUCCCGGGGAUAUGACCCCGAAAAUAGAUUAG
Molecule: messenger RNA, 1215 nt
Organism: Nicotiana attenuata
Lineage: Eukaryota; Viridiplantae; Streptophyta; Magnoliopsida; Solanales; Solanaceae
Product: dynactin, 150 kDa isoform-like
Exons: 5
Coding region: 1-1215 (404 amino acids)
Source: RefSeq, a predicted model, not a curated record